AUGCCACAUCCUGGAAGACCAAAGGGUCGAAUGAAUAAAAAAACCCAACAAUUGCAACAAGAAGCAUUGGCAAGAGCACAAGCAGCACAGCAGCAGAGUAAGCAAGCACAUAGAGCUGCUCAACAUAAUCAACACCCUCAUCAUCAGCAACAGCAUCCUUCUCGACAUAAUUCAGCUAUAAAAGAGGAUGGGGGAAUAACAUUACAUGAUGAAGCAGAUUUAAUAUCUUAUAGAAAUGAUGCAUUAAUUCGAUAUGUUUCAAAUCAUGAAUAUAUAGAGAACGUGACAGCAAAGGUUAUACACUCAACAAAAAUUAUCCCGCCUUCGCUAUAUCCAAAUUUGCCCAAACGUAGCAAAGAGGAUUGUUCAAAACCAAUGAAUCCAGAAGAAUUAUAUUAUGGUGAUUUGGAAUAUAUGAAAUAUGUCAAUGAUAAUUUAAUAAGGGACUUGAAAACGAUGAAAUCAGAUGACGAUCCUGGUUUUACUCGUUAUUUAUUCAAUUGUCCACAAUAUAAAGUUCAACAAAAAAGGAAUAAUGAAUUGGAGAAACUAGAGAGAGAGCUACAUAACAUAUCCUCCUUAAAAAAUUUGGAAAAUGCUUAUGAAUCAAUACUAGAGGAGUACAAAAAGAAAUUUGAUAGAGAAUACGUGAUUUUACCUCAUAUGGAACAGUACUCUAUACCAACGGUGAAAUUGGCUCCGGGAAUUGAUGUAAAAGAAGCUCCCAAGGACUACAAUCCUAGACUCAUGAUGAAAGAUACAGUAAGCAAUCUACAAGAAGAACAAAACAGUCAGCAACAUCUGCUGUCAUUACUGGAUCAGAAUUUGAAAUCUCAGCAACAACAGCAAAAUGAAUAUACCAACUUUAACGAUCCAAAUUCAUUUCAAAAUUCGAACCAUCAAAUCAACCGAAAUAAUAAUGGGGAUUUUACAUUACCUAUGAAUGAACCUAGUGAAGCAAGUUCGACAUUAGUGCCUGAAGAUAGUAGGUCAAAUGGAGGUGCAGCAAUACAAGUAAAUCAACCACAAUCAGAACCACACAAACCAGUACAAGAAAUCGUAGCUACGAAUGCAAAUGAAGAGAAAGAAGACGAAGACAUCAAUAUGAAAGACAACUCAAAGGAUCAUGAAGAAAAUGGAUUUGAUCAAGAGGAAUCAUCUAAGCAAUACCCGCCUUAUCAGCAUUCAGAAAAUCAAGACAAUAUAAAUGAUCAUCAAGUAACAAAUCAAGAUGUAGAAAACUUAUUCGAGGACGGUGAUGACAAUAAUAUUGGUGAUAACGGAAAAGACAUGCAUGAUGGAAAUGAUAAACAUAAUGAAAAUGGUGAGGAUGAUAUCCCUUUGAAUAUGGAAAUAGAUGUGGAUGCGGAUUUGAAUGAUCACCUGGCGAUAGUGAAUGAUGAAUUGGGUGAUCUUUAUGACUUUGAUGGGAACGAUGAUAUAAUGGGUGGAGAUUCAGCAUUCGAGCAGGACUUUUUGAAUCAAAUCAAUAAUAUUGAUUGA
This is a messenger RNA of Lodderomyces pseudojiufengensis, 1503 nucleotides long. RefSeq lists its product as uncharacterized. The coding region runs from base 1 to 1503 and encodes 500 amino acids. The transcript has a single exon. NCBI's taxonomy places the organism in Eukaryota, Fungi, Ascomycota, Pichiomycetes, Serinales, Debaryomycetaceae. The record is from RefSeq and is a predicted model, not a curated record.